CUGCAAUUUGCAGCGGUAAAGAGCACCUCAAUACUCGAAGGCGUACCCUCAAAACUCCCCAUGCCCAACCGCAGAUAAAACCUUUUCGCCCAAAUGGCCAAACGAGGCAUGGAACUCUCGGACAAGGCCGCGCUACCUUUCAAGACCGCCAACAAACAGCGACGGCAAGAUCUGCACUUGAAGCAGAAGCGGGCACGAGAUGCUCUAAAAAGAUCAGAACGAUUCGCUCGGAAAAAGGAAGAGGCAAAGGACCCUAAACUGCGAGAAGAGCGACUCCGCCGCAAUAUUCCGAUCACGAUUGAUAGGAAGCGAGUCUUCGAUGAAGUCCAAGACGAACCGGACGAUGGCGGACUUGGAUUGGUCUACGACGUCGAACGGUUGAAGAGGAAGAAACUCGCCGAGGAACAAGAACUACCGCUCGAGGGAGAAGAACAGGAAGCUUCCGACCCAAACGCAGACGAUGACGAAGACGAUGCCGAUUCUAUGCUCGAAGAUAGCGGUGACGACGACGAACUACCAGCCGAAGACGACUUCGAACCAUCCGAUCUCGAAGACAACACGCACGACCCCUUACCCUCCAAAUCGCAGCUCAAAUCCGCAUCUUCCAGACCACGCGCACUUUCGCCAACACGAAGCACGACCUCGACAAACCUCUCCCUCGCUCCCGCUGCGCUCGCCGCCAAAUUCCCAUCCCUCUUUCCAUCUUCCGACGCCCCGCCUCCCCUUCCUCCAAAAAUCCUCAUCACAACGUCGAUCAAUUCAACCCUGCAUACCGAAGCCGCCAUCCUGACCUCCCUCUUCCCGAAUUCGAAAUAUAUCCGCCGCUCCUCUCACCGCUAUGGCUACAAAUUCUCCGUCCGAGAAAUCGCUGCCUUUGCCACAAAUCAAUCCUACACUGCCGUGAUCGUUCUCGAAGAAUCUCUGAAACGUCCCUCAGGCCUGACCAUCGUCCACCUUCCCACCGGACCUACCUUCCACUUCACAAUCACAAACUGGUACACCUCGCGCAGCAUUCCCGGCCACGGCCGUGCGACAGACCACAUCCCAGAACUCAUCCUCAACAAUUUCACAACGCCCCUUGGCUUGUUGACCGCUCACCUCUUCCGCUCCCUCUUUCCUGCCACACCGGACCUCAAAGGACGGCAGGUCCUUACGCUACAUAAUCAGCGCGACUACAUCUUUCUCCGCCGGCAUCGGUACAUUUUCCGCGACAAGCGCGAGACGGAGAAGUCAGUUGUCGGGCCCGAUGGGCGAGAAGUCAAAGGUGUCGAAGGUAUCAGGGCCGGACUGCAGGAGCUCGGGCCCAGAUUGACGCUCAAGCUGAGACGUGUGGACAAAGGAAUCCAAAGGCGGAGUGGUCAGGAUUGGGAGUGGAAGGCGCGGAUGGAGAAGACGAGGACGAAAUUCCAACUUUAGUCGGCAAUGUAUGAAAGUGCUCUUGUGUACUGGACUUGGACCCGCCGUAAAAACCAAGAACUGGUAUCUCGAGUCUCAACACUGCGAAAUGAACAUGUGGUUUAUGGCUCGGAUCUCUACUGGCCAACCACCCCAAAUUCAAGUGUCUGCGAGAAGUCCUCCACUGUAUCAAAGGUGUAGGAACUGACGCGGUCCGGAAUCCCAUAAUCCUAGUUUGAACAACAGAUCUUCUUGUCAGCUCAGACUUCUUCAUGAC
This is a messenger RNA of Exophiala xenobiotica, 1672 nucleotides long. RefSeq lists its product as uncharacterized. Gene Ontology annotation, biological process: maturation of LSU-rRNA; maturation of 5.8S rRNA. Lineage: Eukaryota; Fungi; Ascomycota; Eurotiomycetes; Chaetothyriales; Herpotrichiellaceae. Bases 94 to 1416 code for a protein of 440 amino acids. Gene Ontology annotation, molecular function: rRNA primary transcript binding. The transcript has a single exon. Gene Ontology annotation, cellular component: preribosome, large subunit precursor; nucleolus. The record is from RefSeq and is a predicted model, not a curated record.